Messenger RNA from Linum tenue, 1212 nucleotides. Lineage: Eukaryota; Viridiplantae; Streptophyta; Magnoliopsida; Malpighiales; Linaceae. The record is from the annotation of a GenBank genome assembly.
AUGUCUCGUUUGUCGACAUUGAACCCGACUCGUAGGCGGCAAGUGCUUGCUGCAAUUAGCUCAUUUAUGAAUCUUAUAAUGAUUUACGUUAGUCUUGGGAUGGAGUUGGCUGGUAGGCUGUUAGCUAAACGACACUUGCAGCCAAGACUCGGUAGGCAACCCUUAGACACCUACUUGGUUAGGCACUACGAUAGGCAAAGGCACCUUAGAAAUACAACCAAAAUCAGUGACACUUAUACCUUCGAUCAAAUCAGGAUGAAUCGUGGGUUAUUUAGAAGGUUUUGCGAGGUUUUUACUGUCCAAGGAGGGUUGAAGAAAACUAGGAACGUAGACAUUGAUGAAAUGGUUUAUACCUUUCUACGCACCAUUUCACAUAAUGAGAAAAAUAGGACCUUGCAAGUUAAUUUGAGACGGUCAGGGGAGACUAUAUCGAGGUCAAUUCAUCGUGUGUUGAAAGCUGUCAUUAGACUGAACAGUCAAUUCAUGAAGAAGCCGGUUCCCAUUCCUACAAAUGAGACCAGCAGUCGAUGGAAACAUUUCAAGAGGUGCCUAGGUGCCCUAGAUGGAACCCAUAUCGAUGUCCGUCCUUUGACGGAGGACAAACCUAGAUAUCGAGAUCGGAAGGGCCACCUAACCAUGAAUGUCCUAGGUGUCUGCACUCCCAACCUGGAAUUCGUAUAUUGUCUUGCUGGUUGGGAGAGCAGUGCUCACGACAGUAGGGUACUACGAGAUGCCCUCACUAGACCGAAUGGACUGAAUGUUCCCCAAGGUAAUUACUAUCUUUGUGAUGCUGGGUAUGCCAACUGCCCUGGAUUUUUGUCCCCAUAUAGGGGUCAAAGAUACCAUCUCAAAGAAUGGGGUACUAGGCAGCCUGAAACAGCCGAAGAAUAUUACAAUAUGAAACAUGCUGCUUCUAGGAAUGUAAUUGAGCGAAUUUUUGGAAUUUUGAAGAUGAGAUUCGCGAUUUUGAGGAAAGCUACUUGGUUCACUCCUAAAGAGGUUUCCCGGAUAGUGAUAGCUUGUUGUAUAAUACACAACUUUAUCAAGAAGGAAUAUGGGGUAGACGAGAUUGAGAGAACCUAUCCAGAUACUGAGCCCGAACAACAUCCUUCAGCAGACUUGGAGUCCAUUGAGGGAACCAGCAUGCAACCAUGCGCGGCAUGGACCCAAUUUCGCAAUGACAAGGCGACUUUUAUGUGGGACAACAGAUAG